AUGUUUAAAUUAAUCACUUGGGUUUCAGACGCUGAUAUCAUAGAAGUGGAAGGACCUGCUUUCGCAGAUUCGAUUUCUGAAGGGGAUAUAAGAUGGCUGAAACAAAAGGGUGACUUUGUCAAUCAAGAUGAUUUGGUUGCUGAGAUAGAAACUGAUAAGACAACUGUAGAAGUGCCGUCCCCUCAGUCAGGAACAAUAGUGGAACUUCUAGUGGGAGAUGGCGAUCGAGUAAUUGGAAAUCAGAAGUUGUAUAAACUAGAAGUUGGAGGAGAAGCACCUGUUACGAGUACAGAAGAAGCGAAGAAACCAGUGGGGCAGAAAACUUCUCCGCCACCUCCAGAGUCAGAAUCGGUCCAAACAUUAUCAGCAUCGCCUAGCCUAGCAGAAAAGCCAGUUACAACUGCACAACCAGUGAAAAUUAUAACUUCACCUCUUCCAUCGUCUUCUCAACAUAAGUCAGAGCCUCCCAUUGAGAAAGUUCCAUCGGUCACUGAUCAAAGUCUGUUUACUGGUUCAAGAAAUGAGACACGCGUGAAAAUGAAUCGAAUGCGUCUGAGAAUAGCACAGCGAUUAAAAGAUGCCCAGAAUAUUUAUGCCAUGCUUACUACUUUCAAUGAAGUGGACAUGAGCAAUAUACUGGAAAUGAGGAAACGGUAUCAAAAAGAAUUCGUGGCAAAAUAUGGCAUUAAAAUUGGACUGAUGUCGCCAUUUAUUCGAGCAUCUGCUUAUGCGUUGCGAGAAUUCCCCACUGUUAAUGCUGUAAUCGAUGAAGGGGAGAUACUGUAUCGGCAUUAUAUCGAUGUGUCAGUGGCAGUCGCUACACCAAAAGGUCUGGUAGUGCCCGUACUACGUAACGUUGAAACGAUGGAUUAUGCAGCCAUCGAGAAAACAUUAAAUGAAUAUGCAAUUAAAGUACUUGCCUUUUUUUUAUAG
Messenger RNA from Loa loa (African eye worm), 933 nucleotides. RefSeq lists its product as hypothetical. The transcript has 7 exons. The coding region runs from base 1 to 933 and encodes 310 amino acids. The record is from RefSeq and is a predicted model, not a curated record. NCBI's taxonomy places the organism in Eukaryota, Metazoa, Nematoda, Chromadorea, Rhabditida, Onchocercidae. Gene Ontology annotation, molecular function: acyltransferase activity.